AUGAGAUCUGCGUCUGUUGCCCUUGAUGGCUCGACCCAACAAGCCUCGACCAAGCAAAAGUCCCGUAUGCUGUGUGAAGUCCAAGUGGUGGACAAAGAAGGCCAUGUUGUACGUGUCACGAUGUGGAAUUCUCGAGCGAAGAUCUUCAGUGGAAAGCACGGUCAGGUCUUGCACGUCAUGAACUCCGUGGUUGAGCACCGUGGAGGGGUGACCUUGAAUUCAAGCGAGAAGACCGAAUUCCCUCUGAACCCAAAGAUUGAAGAGGCGGAUGAACUGAAACAGUGGUUUACCGAUGGUUUCGAUGAGGCUGCGCUUAAGCAUAUCUCUUGUGGUUAUUCCAAGGAAGGCGGUCUGACUUCGACCACGCUGGAGGAGCUCCCGAAAGUCUUGACGAAAGCUCAAGUCCGCGCGUCGAGGCUCGGUCAUGGAGACUGCAUCGACUACUUCAAUAUGGUCGAGAACAUCAGCGGGUUCCAGGAAGGCAUCAUGUAUCAAUCUUGCGGGUUUCAGGGGUGUCGAGAGAGUUUGGAGAAGCACAAGGGCGAUUGCCCCGUCAAGGAACACACCCCGCAACCUGACGAGAAACAGUAUAAGUACAAAAUAGGCUUCACAACUGGCGAAGAUGAGAACAAGGUCAUGCUUCUGACCGUGUUCUCUCCUGCUGGUACGAUGAUUAUAGGUGCACCAGCUACCGAGAUGUACAAGAUGGAAGCUACUCCGAAUACCCAGUACAUGAAGAAGUUGGAGGAGAUCAUUACCUCAGGCACUUUCCACAAAUUGUUAGUUCGAGUGAGCACUCGACAUUGGAUGGAUGUGAAUAACUGGGAGCACUGCGAGCUGCAAUAUCAUGUUGUGUCGGCUUGGCCAGCUUGGGACACUGGCGCUUCAGAGGAGGUGGAUACAUCAGGGGUUGGUGUCGAUGAGCCGGCCGAUGUGAACAACGUGAACAAGCAUGCUGGCUGGCUGCUGCUCGAUGUCUGA
Dacryopinax primogenitus is the source of this 981-nucleotide messenger RNA. RefSeq lists its product as uncharacterized. Lineage: Eukaryota; Fungi; Basidiomycota; Dacrymycetes; Dacrymycetales; Dacrymycetaceae. The coding region runs from base 1 to 981 and encodes 326 amino acids. The record is from RefSeq and is a predicted model, not a curated record. The transcript is spliced from 5 exons.